This is a messenger RNA of Malassezia globosa CBS 7966, 375 nucleotides long. RefSeq lists its product as uncharacterized. Gene Ontology annotation, biological process: proteolysis. The coding region runs from base 1 to 375 and encodes 124 amino acids. NCBI's taxonomy places the organism in Eukaryota, Fungi, Basidiomycota, Malasseziomycetes, Malasseziales, Malasseziaceae. Gene Ontology annotation, molecular function: aspartic-type endopeptidase activity. The record is from RefSeq and is a predicted model, not a curated record. The transcript has a single exon.
AUGCAAAUCAAUGGUAUCGAAUCUAGAGGUAUUAUUGAUUCGGGGACCAGAUUUAUUUUAGGUAAAAACGAAGACGUCAAGAAUGUACUGGAUGCUAUUGAUGGGUUGGAGAUCAAAAAGUCUGGCUCAGGUGACUGGCAAGGGUGGUACAAUUGUGACGAUCCACCUGAGGUCAACAUCAAAGUUGCAGGGAAAGAAGUCAAAAUGAGGCAUGAUGCAAUGUUUGGGGGUCGGAAUAACGGUAAGUGCCUGCUGACAAUUUCAAGUUUUCAAGGGGCUCCCGAAUGGAUUUUUGGUGAGCCGUUCUUCCAGAUGUUUUCAGUCAUUUUUGACUUUGAUAAUGAGCGCCUGGGUCUCGGAAAGCUCAAAUACUGA